AUGUCGAUCAUCUGCGGUUUUCCCCUCUUGGAGUGCGUCUACUGCUUGGGCUGCGCCCGCUGGGUGUGGAAGCGGAGCCUCCACACGGGAAACCGCGACAGCGAGACCUGGGGAACGGCCUCAGCGGUGGAAUUCGAACCAGUGCCCCGUCUCUGCCGCUUGAUCAUGGCCAUCUACGAGGAAGACCUCGAGAACCCUUGUCACCCCCCACCCGGCGGCUAUGGCGUCAACCCUAAAUGGGUACUCCGGAGGAGGACCUACGAGGAGACCAGAGGCCGAGCGCCGCCAUAUCUGAUCUAUCUGGACCACCGGAAUUCAGACAUAGUCGUCGCCAUUAGAGGCCUCAACCUGGGGAAGGAGAGCGACUACGCCAUUCUGGUCGACAACCGGCUCGGGAAGAAGCAAAUCUACGGUGGGUAUGUCCAUAACGGGCUUCUGAAGGCGUCGGCUUGGAUUCUCGACGUGGAGGGGGAGAUGUUGAAGGAAUCGUUGGCCGAGUAUCCGGAUUACACGUUGACUUUUGCGGGUCACUCGCUGGGCUCCGGGGUCGCCGCACUGUUGACCAUGCUGGUGGUUCAGAACGGGGAGAGGCUCGGUGAUGUUGAGAGGAAGCGGGUCCGGUGCUUCGCCAUGGCUCCGGCGAGGUGCAUGUCUCUCAGUCUGGCACUCGCCUACGCCGAUGUCAUCUUCUCUGUCGUCCUGCAGGCAAGUAGUCUCCUCUCCUUUUUUUUUUCCCUUCAUUUUCGACACAUCCCGGUGGAUUCUUGUGAGAGAUUUCAAAGCUCUGCAGCGUAGUUCAUGUGGAAUAGAAUGAUGGGUUCACCAUUGAAUCUCAGUUCUUCGUCUGGUUCAAGCUCUGAUGGUGAUUGGUCUCACUCAGGAUGACUUCUUACCGCGGACAGCAACUCCCUUGGAGGAUAUCUUCAAGUCCAUCGUCUGGUAAACCGAGACCCUCCCCCUCUUCUAUCUUCUUCCUGAACCUCAGUGUGCCCCCUCCCUCCUCCCUCCUAGCUGAAGUUCUUGGGGUGCUCUCUGUUUGGGCAGUCUGCCGUGUGUGCUGUGCCUGAAGUGUCUGAGGGACACCUGCGUUCCGGAGGAGAUCAAGUACAAGGACCCCAGGAGGCUCUAUGCGCCUGGUCGGAUAUAUCAUAUCAUCGAGAGGAAGCCCUUCAGGUAGAUAUAUACCUGCGAUUAUCACUUGAAAUCAGGAUGCCCAGAAAAAAAAGAUUCUACCUUAAAUUCUAUUUUCGUUCUAGAAAAUCAUUCCGGUAGCCAUUUUUAGGAUGGUUACGCCGUCCAUCAGAUGCCCACCACGUAAAAAUCUGACCUUUAAUCUGUUGUUCUCGACAAAAUUUAUGCCCUUUGAUAGCUCGAGAUGGUACAUAAUACCCCAGCUGGUGGAAGAAUUCCGACCGGAAUUGGAAAGAAUUUGACCUUCUGAUCCCUUCGUCAAACUGAGUUGGUUGACCCAUGGAGUUCGACGUAGGUGGGGGCGACUGCCGCCGGUGGUCCGGACAGGAGUGCCCGUGGAGGGCAGAUUCGAGCACAUCGUCCCUUCCUGCAACGCCACCUCGGACCACGCCAUUGUCUGGAUAGAGAGACAAUCACAGAAAGCUCUGGAUGUGAGUUUUUCUCGGAAAUUACGCACAGAGAAGCUUCAGAGAUGCCUGGUUUUAACAGCACCUCCUCCUCCUCUUCCUCCUGAGCUCAGCUGAUGCUAGAGGAGGAAAGUGGCGCCGCCAUGGAGAUCCCGCCGGCGCAGAGGAUAGAGCGGCAGGAGACCAUCGUUAGAGACCACAAAGACGAGCAGCGCGCCGCCCUCCGGCGAGCCGUCACGCUGGACGUCCCACACGCCGUCUCCCCCUCGGCAUACGGCACCUUCGACGGCGCCCACGCCGCGGCGGCGGCGCCCGGCAGUGAGAAGAUGAGCUGGCAGGAGCUCAUCCGGCGGGUCAGAGAGAUAGACGGCGACUCUGUUCAUACGUAA
This is a messenger RNA of Spirodela intermedia, 1987 nucleotides long. The record is from the annotation of a GenBank genome assembly. Lineage: Eukaryota; Viridiplantae; Streptophyta; Magnoliopsida; Alismatales; Araceae.